AAAUUAAUUUGUCCGGUUUGGUUCAGUUUUGUGGAAAAUAUAUUGGUUAAUGCCUUAAUGGUGAUUAUUAGAAAAACUAUGGUUGUAUUAAACGAAUUCCAUGAAUUUUCCAAACUUUGGAAUAGCUUCAUUUUCAGAAUUGUUUUAGUCUUCCUUGAUAUAACUUAGUAAUAUGAUUUUUUUAUUAAAAGUUUUGGAACUUUCGAUUAAACGUAAAAUUUUAGAACUUUCUAUGAUUUCUUUUUCUGGAGAUACAUUAAUGCUUGAAAAAAGAAGAAUAAGAAAUAUCAACAGCAAAGUUACAAAAAAAAGAAUUAACAACUUGAUUAGUGUUAAGGUAACUUCUUCUAAUUAUACUCAACCUUUUCAUCACAUAAUAACAUUGAAGUAAUAUGUAAUGUAAAUUUGUGACAAAAAAAAAAAAAUAUGUAAUGUAAUUAUUCAGAUGAGAAGGAACAAAUCAUUAUAAAAAAAAUGCUAUAGAUAUACAUUCAUUCUUACCAUCUUUUCAAAAUGGAUACAAGUGGAUAAAAGAAAAAGAUUUGAAAAUGAUAUAACACAAGGCCUUGUCAGGCUCUACUUGAUUAUAAGAUGAUCCCUGGGGAGAGAUUGUUGAAAUGAUAAAAUGACAGUUAAGAGGGGCUUACAAAAACAUUCACAGCGAGUUCUCGUCUUUGGAGGAGACACAUGGCCCAAGCCUAUAAGGGUAGACUGGUCCAUCACCCUCUCUACCUCUCUCUCUGUGAAAGAACAAGUACCGUACGCGUGUGGCGAAGAGGCCCGAUCGUGCGAGGGUCACAUAAAGAAGAACAUAGCAAUGCUUCACGUGGCAGGUCACGUGUAGGACCCCACACACAGACACUGUUGAGCUUCACCGCGUGAAUGAAUCUUUCCUCCUCUCUCUUUUCUUUUUGUGUCAGCUCUUAUUGUCUCUCCCUGAACAGCUGAAUCUCUGACUCCCCCGUGCGAAUUUUUUCUUUCACUUUAGUUUCUGUUUUUCUCUCGCACACAUCCCUAUAACUGAAUAGUUUGUUGGAUUCUAUUGCAAGAUUCUUUUCCAUUAAACAUUAAUACUGUAAGAUUUCAACAUUGUAAUUUUGCUUUUUCAACGGCAUUCAUUCUACUAGAAUGUGGAUACUGACACAACAAUGACAUUCAUAUAGAUCCCAUUAAUAUACAGUAUGUCAUGCAUUAUUAUUCUAUUUUUGUACAAGCUAAUAUUGAUGUCAUAAUGAGAUCGAUAACAUAAAAUGGAAAACAUUGGCCAAAGUGUGAUAAAGAUAUAUAAUGGAAAUAAGAAGACAUAAGUGUUGAUGAAAUGAGGAACAAUGGAGGAACAAGAAGGGAAAGGAAGCAUGUGAGAGAACUGAAAAAGACGCAAAACAAGUUAUGUUCCUUAACCUGUCCUUGUCUAGACAACCCAAUGUACAAAUGUGGGUGUAGCCGUGUGGAAGAGACUUUGCUUUAAGCUAAACAUACAACAAUAUUAUUAACCGAGAGCUAGCUUAAUUUUAAAUCACAUCCUUUCCCAAAACCCACCUAAGUUUGAGACCUCUCUAGACAAUUUGAACAAUCCGUUAUGUUUUUUUUGGUAUAUGGCUACAUUUUUGUUUUUGAUUGAAUAAUUUUUUUUAUCCAACAAUCAUGUAUAUUCCCUAUGGCCAAAUGUAGACUAUGUUAAAUUAUUUUCUUUUUUUUUUUGGUAAAAAAUUAUUUUCUUUUUGAGAAAGUAAACUCCUCACCACAAGACUUGAACUUCUAAUUUUUUUUACUCUACUAACUAAUCCAAGAGUUUUAGAUACCAAAACAUGUUAUCUUUGUAAUGUAGAUGAGUGUAAUUUUCAUUGUAAAUUUUUGAGGUACAUGCAUUUAUACCUAAAAACAAUUGAAAAAUGCACUUGUGCGGUGGUCCAACCGGUAAAUUAUACGUGAACAACACGCGCCGAGAUGGCCGUUUAUAUAUAAGCCACCUCUCUCCCUCUAUUGUGUCUCAUUCGUCGUCUUCUUCUACAACUUCCGAGAAAGGAAACAAACAUCAGAACAGUUAAAAAACAUUAACAAUCUCUUUCUUCUUUUGUCUCUUCUUCUUCCUCCUAAAAUUCCAAAGUUUCUCAGACCAAACCAUGCAUAGAUCCAAAACCCAAUCUAGAAACCCGUCCUUCUCCUCCACUCUCCUCGACGAAAUCUACAACUCCAUCGACCCCAAAACCCAAAAAACCCAACCUUUUCUAAACUCUCUCAACACCGCCAAGAAACAGAGCAUCAGCGUAAACAGAGGAAGAGAUCGGCUAUUCGGCUCUAUGUCGUCUUCCUCCGACUCCAACUCCAGCAUCUUCUCGUCUUCCGACACCGAACUAACUCACCCUAAGAAGACAACGUCCUCACGGCCCUUGUGUUUCGGUCCUUCAAAGACAACAAAACCGAGAAAAACAGAGGAUAAAGCUCUGUUUCGCCAAAACAGAGCAAAAACAGAGGAUAAAGCUCUGUUUCGCCAAAACAGAGCAACACGUGUGUCCGACGACUACGAUUACGCCUCCGACGCUCCCAAGAUCACGAGGUACGACGAGGAUUGUGAGAAUACAAGAACCAGAAGGUACACGAGUAAGCUCAAAACUCCAGCUUCGCCUGGUGUACGGAUCGUUAACUUCAUCAACUCUCUGUUCAGCAACAACGGUUCUUCUAAACAAUCCUCCUCUGCGGUUAAGAGUUAUCCGAGGAAGACGAGCUAUGACGUUACUAAACCGACGUGUUCUUCAGCUUCUUCCUUCUCAAGGUCUUGUCUGAACAAAGCCUCCGAGAAACCAUCUGACCGUAUCAAACGGAGCGUCAGGUUUUCUCCGGUCAAUGUGAUCGUCACCGCGGAAGAAGAAGAGGAAGAUUAUCUGAGCAACGGUUACAUAAGAAAGUCGGUGAAGAAGAAUGUGGAAGAUGGAGGGAGGAGAUCAGUGGAGGAGAUUGCUAGAGAGUUUCUGAGAGAUUAUCACAAGAACCAUGAGAACGGUAUGGUCAAGAGUAAUGACUUUGAGGAUUAUGAAGAUGAUGAUGAUGAUGUUGUAAGUGAUUCGAGUUCUGAUCUGUUUGAGCUGGAUUUAGCUGGGAGUCAUCAUCAUAAUCUGUAUGGAGACGAACUUCCUGUGUAUGAAACCACUUUUGCGGGUUUGAUCUUGUGAAUCUUUUUUUUUUCUUUAUUUUGUAACUUUUUAUUAGGCUUUCGUUUUUUUUUUAUGUUCUAAGAUCAUGUGAUUCUUCACAUGUGUUUGGUUUUGUAACUAUAUGUCGUGUUAUAAAUUUUGCGUUUGUAAAAAUUUGAUUCAAAACCAAACGAUAGUAAUCUAGUGAAUAGAGAAAGAAUUUGAGG
Brassica rapa (field mustard) is the source of this 3358-nucleotide messenger RNA. RefSeq names its product protein BIG GRAIN 1-like D. NCBI's taxonomy places the organism in Eukaryota, Viridiplantae, Streptophyta, Magnoliopsida, Brassicales, Brassicaceae. The record is from RefSeq and is a predicted model, not a curated record. Gene Ontology annotation, biological process: auxin-activated signaling pathway.